This is a messenger RNA of Acanthoscelides obtectus, 330 nucleotides long. The record is from the annotation of a GenBank genome assembly. Lineage: Eukaryota; Metazoa; Arthropoda; Insecta; Coleoptera; Chrysomelidae.
AUGGACUCUGCAGCCGCAGCAGCUGCAGCUGCAGCAGCAACCGCGAUCCAUCUUCAUCAUCAGCAGCCUCCCGCGCCCCCGCCGCAACACCACGUUGGUGUCCUUCAACAACCAACGACACCGAUUAGUAUGCCGCAUCCAACAACUCUAACAUCCUUGCCGCAGUUCCUGCCGAGUCCGGCUCUGGCUUCGCCGGUGGGCUCGUCCUCCUCCCAGCCAGGCGUUGGGGGUGGCAUGGGGGUGAGCAACCAUCCAUGCUCCACACUCUUCGUCGCCAAUCUGGGACAGUUCGUCUCUGAGCACGAGCUCAAGGAGAUAUUCGCCAGGUAG